This is a messenger RNA of Vigna unguiculata (cowpea), 1641 nucleotides long. Its product is annotated as RNA-binding CRS1 / YhbY (CRM) domain protein. Lineage: Eukaryota; Viridiplantae; Streptophyta; Magnoliopsida; Fabales; Fabaceae. Gene Ontology annotation, molecular function: RNA binding. The record is from RefSeq and is a predicted model, not a curated record.
ACGGGUAGUGCACCAGAAGAACAACAACAACUGCAACAUAACACUGCACAAUAGAUGAUUCUUCUUCCUCUUCGACAAUGGCAACUUCGUUAUUCCGCACCAUAAGGAGAGCAUCCUCUGCUCUCAAAUUCUCGUACGCCGCCUCGUUUUCGGUCUCUCCCAGGUCAGUUGGGAGGAGCAAGAUGUGUGUAUGUUCUCCUUUGUGGCAUCGUGUAUCGCUAGGAGAGCAAGGUUAUUGGUGGGGUUUAAGAAAUUUGAGCCAUGGCAGGGUGAACCUUGUGAUAACAGGAGGGAAGACCAAGUUUGAGACUCAUGAGGUUGAGCCUCCUAAGAAAGACAAGUGGAAGACCAAGAAGAGAUUGAAGAUGCAGAGGAAGAGAGAGAAGGAGAAGAGGAAAGCGGCUAACAGGAAAGACCCUCGUCGACUUGGUGUCAAAGGGAAGAAGAAAAAGCAGAGAUUUGCCAGUGCAGAUGAGAGAAUUAAGUACAAGAUUGAGAAUGCCAGAAUUAAGGAAGCAUUGCUCAUUGAAAGGCUGAAAAGAUAUGAAGUUCCUAAACUUCAGGGUCCUGUUGUGAAGCCUGAUAGCUUGACGGGGGAAGAAAGGUUUUAUUUGAAGAAAAUGGCUCAGAAGAGAUCUAAUUAUCUACAAAUUGGCAGAAGAGGAUUAUUUGGAGGGGUUGUUCUCAAUAUGCAUAUGCAUUGGAAGAAACAUGAGACUGUUAAGGUCCUAUGCAAGCCUUGUAAGCCGGGUCAGGUACACGAGUAUGCACAAGAACUUGCCAGAUUGAGCGGGGGUAUUCCACUUCAAAUAAUUGGAGAUGACACUAUAAUAUUUUAUCGUGGAAAAAACUAUGAACAGCCUGAUAUUAUGUCACCAAUUGAUACACUGUCCAAGAAAAAGGCUCUUGAAAAAUCCAAGUAUGAGCAAUCACUUGAGUCAGUGCGGCGCUUCAUUGCUAUUGCUGAGAAAGAACUAGAGCUAUAUUACAGACACGUUGCACUUUAUGGUGAUCCAAACAACCGAAAUCCCUUAUCAGUUCUGGACAGUCCAAGUGAAAACUCAAAGGAAAAAGGGAAUCAUGGAAUUCAAGAUAAAAAAAUCCCUGACUUGAAUAAUGACUAUUUUUCAGCCAGUCUUUCUGAGACUGAAGCUGAUUCCACGGAAAUGGAGCUGUCAGAAACAGAAGAUAGUUUUGAAGAUGAAAGCUUGUCAAUGAAUGAAUCAGAUUCUGAAGAGGACAGCAUGUCGGAUUCCAAUGGUAAUCAAGAAAAGAAGGGAAAACAUUUUUUUGUGGACACAGGCCACACAGUACUUCAAAGUGGACAAUCAAAAACUAAUCUUUAUGAUUGCAUAAUGCAGUUUCCACUUACCAAGAGGGUAAAACAUUUGAACAUUGUGAAAUCCAUAAGUUUCAAAUCAAGAACUAAUCUUAAUAGUACAGCUAUAGGAACUUGAAAGUAGCACCUCUGGUUCCAAUUUCAAGUGCUGCAUCAUAUUAAAGGCCAUUUAUGGAUGCUGAGGCUACUGCUAAUGUUUUUUUGACACAUUGAUUCAAAAUUGCAAUAGCAUCCCUGAUUUAUUUUGCUAUUGAAUGCUAAUUAUAUUCAGCAAAAAUAUUUGUCCAUUUAAUGAUUGAUUA